This is a messenger RNA of Paramecium sonneborni, 535 nucleotides long. The record is from the annotation of a GenBank genome assembly. Lineage: Eukaryota; Ciliophora; Oligohymenophorea; Peniculida; Parameciidae.
GUUAAUGAAUCAUCGACAUAAAACUGAACUUUCAGAUAGGCAUCUAAACUAUGAUAUCAAUUAUGAUAGCAUCAUCAUAGAAAAUGACUAAGAAUAAAAAAAUAAAAAUCCACAAGCUCUUUUAAGUCUUGAAUUUUAUGGAAAAUCAAAUCCAAAUCAAUCUACUAAAUUGUUCAACAACUUCAAACAUGCUUAGAGAAUUAAUCAUUAAUCUCUUAAAAAAACAUAAGCAAUUUAAAGUCCAACCUUUAAUUAAAAAAUUUAGAGUCCAACCUUUAAUUCUAAGUAAAACCAAACAAUCCCAUAAUCUCCUACUAGCUUUUUAAUUAAGUCAUAUAAUUUGAAAUUAAAUUCUCAUACUACCUCUAAACCGAGUUUGCAUACACCUAGUACAAGAACUCAAGGGAGCUAGUUAGAAUCAUAAACUCCUUUUGAUAUUAAGACUUAAAUAACAAAAAUAAAGUUAAUAUUAAGUUCUAAUAAUCCUAAAAAGUAUCAACUAGACUUUAGUAAAUUUAAAAAAUCCAUAUAUUGA